Rhinocladiella mackenziei CBS 650.93 is the source of this 1755-nucleotide messenger RNA. RefSeq lists its product as uncharacterized. Lineage: Eukaryota; Fungi; Ascomycota; Eurotiomycetes; Chaetothyriales; Herpotrichiellaceae. Gene Ontology annotation, biological process: translesion synthesis. Gene Ontology annotation, molecular function: DNA-directed DNA polymerase activity; damaged DNA binding. The coding region runs from base 1 to 1755 and encodes 584 amino acids. The record is from RefSeq and is a predicted model, not a curated record. The transcript is spliced from 2 exons.
AUGCAGAAGGCUCGAUGCUUGCAGCGAUAUGACAGCCGGAUAAUCAUACACUUCGACUAUGAUUGCUUUUACGCCUCCGUGGUGGAAAAUGAGAACCCUGUUCUCAAAUCCGUGCCUCUCGCGAUUCAGCAGAAACAGAUUGUGGUAACUUGCAACUACGAAGCUCGGAGGCGAGGCCUUCGCAAAAUGCAGCUCAUCACUGAGGCCAAACGAGUUUGUCCAGAGGUCGUGAUUGUUCUUGGUGAGGAUUUAACUAAGUUUCGUGAUGCAUCCAAGGACUUGUACGGAUUUCUGCAGCAACGCAUCUGGAGCGGAAGGGCAGAAAGACUCGGGUUCGAUGAAGUUUGGCUAGAUUGUACCGACAUGGUCGACUGCAACGCAGACUUACUGAACCACAACGACCUCGCUCACUCUUUCUUCUGCCUAAACAGGGACGAUCCUACCAUUGGUUUUGAAUACGAUGCCUCGAGCGUGUUUGGUCCCACUUAUCCUGUUGCUCCAACGAGCUCGAUUCGGUUGUCGGAGGAAGAGGAACGAUUACGCCUUCGCUUGGUGCUUGGAUCCCACCUCGCCCGACAUCUUCGUCAUGAGCUGGAGUCUCAGAAAGGGUACACGGCGACUGUGGGAAUUGCCACAAACAAGUUGCUGUCGAAACUGGUGGGCAAUGCCAACAAGCCCCAAAACCAGACCACGAUCAUGCCGCCAUUUGAGUCUGUCGGACUACCAAACACCGUGACAACAUUUCUUGACGAGCAUGAUAUCGGUAGAAUUCCUGGAAUUGGCUUCAAGCUCGCUCAAAAAAUCCGGGCGCGUGUGCUGGGUCGGCAUUCAGAAUUCUCCGAAGGGCUUGUCUACGGAGGCACAAAGGAGUCAAUAUCCGUGCUCGAUGUUCGUUCCUAUCCUGGAAUGGGACCGGAACUGCUUGAAGAAGUCCUUGGUGGUCCAGGUUCGCCCAAAGGCAUCGGUGGAAAGAUCUGGGAGCUGAUUCACGGAAUUGACGACAGCGAAGUGGGCAAGGCGAAGCGUAUUCCCUCUCAGAUCAGUCAAGAGGACUCGUACAUGAAAUACCUGCACACCUUUGAAGAGGUCAAGAAACAGCUACAUCUCCUGGGUGAAAGAUUGAUCCGCCGUAUGCACAUGGACCUCCUGGAGGACGUCACGGAGUCAUUCGAUACGGAGGCAGCCACUCGGCGUCGGCGAUGGAUUGCACAUCCACGCACAUUGCGCUUGUCCACAAAACCUCGACCACUACGCAGUCCAGACGGCAUUCGAGCAAGGGCAUUCCAUCGCAUCUCCCGGUCAGCGCCCAUGCCCAAUUUCGUGUUCAGCCUGACUGAAACACCUUCUCUUCUUGCAAAUCGCUUGGUGGAGGAAGCUCUGGUGCCUAUGUUUCGCAAACUUCACGAGAAGGCUGGCUGGAAUCUCAGCUUGAUCAAUGUCGCGGCGACCAAUAUGGCAGAAGCAGCGGCUGAGAAUAAAGAUAGCGAGGGGAGAGACAUUGGCAGGAUGUUCCGGCGGCAGGACGAAGUCCUCAAAGAUUUCAAAAUCACCGUCGAACCAGAUUCUCUCGAAGAAGCUCUUUCGCUUGGGUUACCCACCACAGCGAAGACAAAAUCAAACGCUGAUUUCCAGGACGGUGGUGAAUGGGACUCCGACGAUAGCGGGAGCCCCGAGGCGGAGCGAUGCGAUAUUUGUCUAAAGAUCAUUCCAUCGUUUGCAUUGGCUGCGCAUCGGAGGUACCACGAACUGCUGUAG